Molecule: messenger RNA, 1688 nt
Organism: Priapulus caudatus
Lineage: Eukaryota; Metazoa; Priapulida; Priapulimorpha; Priapulimorphida; Priapulidae
Product: sarcoplasmic calcium-binding proteins II, V, VI, and VII-like
Exons: 7
Coding region: 11-901 (296 amino acids)
Molecular function (GO): calcium ion binding
Source: RefSeq, a predicted model, not a curated record
UUCAUUUAAGAUGGGCAUUGUUCGCAAGAUAUUACCGCCGAAAGACGCGUCAGAGGAUGCUAUCAAACCUCUGUUUGAGCUCUCCGAUUUCCAGAGGAGAAAGCUGUCGUAUUAUUUUUCAUUGUUAGAUGUAAACGGGGACAAUAAGUUGACUAGUGAUGACAUCACGAAGUUUACUGAGAAGAUGCUCGUGCACUCGGACGUUUCGGAAGAUGCGGAACUGUACGAAGUUGCACAUGACGUCAACCGGAACUUUUACGAGAGCCUGUCCGAGAAAGCGGGUACUACAGACGUGAGUUGCGACCAAUGGUUGGAUAUUUGGGCCGUCAUGAUGAGGAAGUGCAUGUCGGUCGCGCACUUUCCCUACUGGGUGCAGUUGCACUGCAAAAUCUUCUUCGAGAUCAUCGACGUUGACAGAAAUGGUGAAAUAUCAAAGAAUGAACUCCGGCACUACUAUCGGAAUUUCAUCAAGAUUGAAGACGAGUAUGUGGAAGAACAAACCGAAAAAGGAUUCACGGCAAUGACAGCGAAUGGUACUUACCCCUUGAAUCAGGAGUUAUACUACCAGAACUUUGCUAAUUUCAUCUUAGGGAAGGAGAUAUAUGGACCAGGAGAAUAUAUAUUUGGGGUCUUCGAUAUCAAUAGACCAAAAAUACCGUUCCGGAUCAUCCUCCCCGUCGAGACGGAGGAGGAGGAGACCGCCCUCGCCAGCCUCGAUGCCGCCAAGGAGGCACCCCUCCCCAGUGGGCGCCGCAUCUCCGUGACGCGCUCGGGCAAGAUCGCCGUCGCCGACCCGACGGCGCCGCCAGGGGGCGCCGCCGACAAGGUGCGGAGGGUCUCGCAGACGAAGAUCCCGCACGUGCCUCGCAAGCGCGUUGUCAUUCGCGGCCUCGAGCACUGAGCGCGCCCGGGGCGUCGGCGCGCGCGAUACGUCGCCCCCCGCGUAGGGAACGUCCCCCCCCACCUGUAGUAAAAGAUCCCAUGUAACAAACGUUUCCCCUGUAGCAAACGUUCCCCCAUAGUAACCCCCCCCCCUCGGUAGCAAACGUUCCCCCCAGUGACAAAUGUCCUCCCAUAUAGCAAACGUCCCUGACGUAGCAAGUGUGCAUCGAGUUUGCCCCCGCACGUGUGUAUAAGUGUGCGGCCGUACAGGACAGGACAGGACCCCCGAAAUCAUUACAAUAGUAAGUAAAAUACACCGAUUCUGCCUCUGAUCUUUGGCAUUUUGGGGAUGGUCUUUGGUACAUUUUACAAAGGAGGAUGUUUUCGUAAUACGUGCGACGACACAGGGACUAUAAAAUAUCUCAAAAAUCGAAACAAUUGCUAAAUUUUUAAUUUAUAAAGAUUGGGACUAAAACCAUUUGUAAUUACUUUCAGUUAAUUUAAUACUAAGUUUGAAUCAAGAAAUUUUGAAAUGUUGAAGAGAUUUAUUAUUAGUUAUUUUGUUUGUUGUUUGUUAUUUACUCUAUUUCAUACACGUUUAUGACCAAAAUUAUUUGUACUUAUUAACAUUUAAAGAGGCCUGUAAUUAUUAACAUACUAUCGUGAUUUGCAUGAACAAAUUUUCUAUUCUUUAUGCCCAAUAAAUGAGAUUUAAAAAUUGAUGGUACAAAUCUAUCAAUAUAUAUCGAUGUGGUAUAUAUUCUAUUAUGGACUCUUGAUAUAUAUAUAUCAGGAGUAGAUAAUAG